AUGGCGCUGGCGAUGCUGCGGGACUGGUGCAGGUGGAUGGGUGUGAACGCGCAGCGAUCCCUGCUGCUCCUGGGCAUCCCAGAGGACUGUGAGGAGGAUGAGUUCCAGGAGGCAGUGCGGGCCGCCCUGUGGUCCCUGGGCAGGUACCGAGUGCUGGGCAAAGUCUUCAGGAAGGAGCUGGGGACCAGAGUCGCCUUGAUUGAAUUUGCUGACUACUUAAACCGCAGCCUCAUCCCCAGACAGAUUCCAGGCAAAGGGGGACCCUGGAGGGUGAUCUACCUGCCCCAAGUCCCUGAUGCUGAAUUGCAGGGGAGACCCACUUUGCCUGAACAGCCCCAGGGGCAAGAAGUGACCAACAGGACAGGUGAGGCAGGAGCUGAAGAUGAGGCAGGAGCUGAGGAUGGGCCAGAAACUGUAGGUGAGGUAAGAGCCCCAGGUGAAGCAGGAGGCCCACGUGAGGUAGGAGCUGCAAGUGAGGCAGGAGGCCCAAUUGAGGCAGGAGCUCUAGGUGAUGUAGAACUUGAGAAUGUGGUAGAAGCUGUAGGGGAGUCAGGAGCCCCAGGUGAGACUGAAGCCACAGUUGACACAGAAGCUGCAGGUGAGAGAAGAGAUGAGAAUGUGGCAGAAGGUAAAGGUGAGGUCGGAGCCAAAGGUGAUGCCGGAUCUGCAGAUGAGGCAGGUGCUGCAGAUGAGGCAGGUGCUGAGAAUGGGACAGAAGGUAAAGAUGAAGAAGGAGCAGCAGGUGAGACAGGAGCCCCAGGUGAGGGAGGAUUCCCAGGUGAAACAGGAGUUAAGACUGUGGCAGGGGCUUCGGGUGACACAGGAGCCCCAGGUGAGGCAGGAGUUGAGGAUGUGGUAGAAGCUGCAGGAGAGACAGGUGCUGCAGGUGAGGCAGGAGCUGCAGGUGAGGCAGGAGCUGCAGGUGAGGCCGAAGCUGCAGGUGAGGCAGGAGCUGCAAGUGGGGUAGGAACAGCAGGUGAGGCAAGAUAUGAACGUAUAGCCGGAGUGUUAGGUGUAGCAGCAGCCUUAGGUGAGGCACGAGAUGAAGAUGAGGCCGAUGUCUGGGUGCAGCAAUGGAGGAACGCCCUGCAACCCAUGGUGCAGAGUCUGGCCUACCAGGAACUGAGACCCUUUUCCGGGCGGGAAGAGCCUGUCCCUGGGGAAGAGCCCUUUGAGGGCUGGCUGGACCACGCCUACGACAUGAUGUACCUGUGGCGCCAUGUGUCAGAGAGGGAGAAGAGGAGGAGGCUGGUGGAGUGCUUGAGUGGCCCCGCCCUGAAUCUUCUGUGCGGGCUGCUCGCAGAAGACCCCAACCUCCCCACACAGGACUGCCUUGUUGCCAUAGUGCAGGUGUUUGGGACCCAGGACACACGCAUGACAGCACGACUCAAGUUUCUCACCUGCACCCAACAGCCCGGGGAGAGCCUUUUUGCCUACGUGAUGCGCCAGGAAGGCCUGCUGCAGAUGGCCAUGGAGAAGGGGGCGGUGCACCCGGCCAUUGCAGACCAGGUGCGUGCACGGCAGGUGCUGAUGCGGGCCCGCCCCAGUCUAAUGCUAUACAACAAGCUGAGGCAGAUGCGCAUGGUGGGGCAGCCUCCUGGCUUCGUGGGGCUGCUGCGGAUGGUUAGGGAGACUGAGGCAUGGGAAGCUGCCCAGGCCAGGAGGGAACAGUCCCUGGCAGAGGAAGGGACCUGUGGAGCCCAGGCUACCAUGCAGGUCACCCCAAUCAAUGAAAAUGCUGCCCAGGCUGCCCCAGCCUAUGAAGAUCCUGCUGAGGAGACCAUAAAUGGUGAAAGUGCUGCCCAGUCUGACCCAGCCAAUGAAUUUGCCACAGAAACUGCCUUAAGUGGUGGAGAAGCUGCUGAGGUGGCAUCAGCCAAUGAAGAUGUCAACCAACUCAACCCAGUCAGUGAGGAUAGUGCAGGAACUGCCCCCGGCGGUGACUGUGCUGACCAGGUUGACCUCGCCAAGGAAGAGGCUGUUGAGGAGGCCCCAGGAAGUGAAAAUGCCACCUUCACCACUCUGACCAAUGAAUACGUAGCCCAGACCGCUUCUGCCAAUGAAGAUGCUGCCAAAGCUGCCCUAAACAAUGAAGAGGCCAAUGAGGCUCUUCAGGACACUGGAGAUGCCACUGAACCCACUGCAAAGGCCGCCCCUGCCACUCACAAAGCAGAAAGUGUUCCCGCUCUAGCCCAGGUGGGCAGCGCUCCUGGGUCCGGCCCGGGAGGCUCAGGCUGUGGGCCCGAGGGCCUCGCCCAGGCAGGAGAACCGGAAGCCAUGGAGGCGGAGGAGGCCGCGGAGCCCCACAACGACGACGACGAGGAGCGGCUCCAGCCCAUCCUGGAGGAGUCUGAGAACGAGGGCGAGGCAGGCGAGCUGAGCCUGCCCGAGUCCUUCGAGUCCACCUCAGACCACCCUUCUGAGGGGCCCCAUCCCAUCGCGGCCCCACCACGCAGUGCCACCACGAAGCCCCAGCCCCACGCCUGCUUGCCCAGGAGCACCCAGACCAGGGCCACCUGGAGACACGGCCUCCAUGCCCCUUCCCUCUUCGUCGUCGUCGUCCACUGGACCCCAGCCCAGCCCCGGAAGACGGCGGACACGGGAGUGACCACCCUCACCCCGAGCGCUACCUACCGCCUGAAGGAAGAAGGAUGGACCUGGAGGGCUGAGGGGGUCCACGAAGGGACUGUGCUUGAAACUCCACCCCUGCUGCUGUUGGUGACUCCGUUUCCUUGA
This is a messenger RNA of Chrysochloris asiatica (Cape golden mole), 2736 nucleotides long. RefSeq lists its product as uncharacterized. The transcript has 3 exons. Lineage: Eukaryota; Metazoa; Chordata; Mammalia; Afrosoricida; Chrysochloridae. Bases 1 to 2736 code for a protein of 911 amino acids. The record is from RefSeq and is a predicted model, not a curated record.